Messenger RNA from Oikopleura dioica, 4728 nucleotides. NCBI's taxonomy places the organism in Eukaryota, Metazoa, Chordata, Appendicularia, Copelata, Oikopleuridae. The record is from the annotation of a GenBank genome assembly.
AUGAAGUUAGUUUCUGAGAGCGUGAAAAGCUUCGCAAUGGCAAAGACAUUCACAGAGAACGCAGCGAAGAUUAACUCGCUGACGUUCUCGCAAGAUGGAGAUUGCUGUCUCGCUGCCUCAGAUGACGAUUCAAUCACAAUCUACAAGGUGCGCGAAGGAACAGUCGACAGAAAAGUCUACUCGAAGAAAUAUGGCGUCGAAAAUGUCAAAUUUACUAAAAGAAGACAUCAGUGCAUCUAUAGUUCGAACAAAGUCAACGAUGAUAUUCGGCAUCAAGAAUUAGAGCAAAUUAAAUACAUUAAAUAUUUUUCGGGGCAUAAAGACCGCGUUGUUUGCUUGGAAAUGUGCCCUGGCCAAGAAGAAAUGUUUUUAUCUGGAAGUCGCGAUAGAACAAUACGCCUGUGGGAUCUGCGUUCUCCCCUCUGUCAAGGACUUAUGAAAACAAAUGGCACUCCCAUCGGAGCAUUCGACCCGGCCGGCCUCAUUUUCGCGGCUGGCAUCGAUAACUCGACAAUCAAAUUGUUCGACAUUCGUACCUUCGAUAAAGGCCCCUUCUGUUCUUGGCACAUUCCAAAAUCAUCAGACGCUGUUUGGACGAAUUUGGAAUUUUCUGCUGACGGCACUCAAAUUCUCAUAACAACUAGUGGAGAGACGCUGAAAAUUGUGGAUGCAUAUAAAGGAGACUUGAUCGGAGAAGCGAGGUGUCCGAAUGGAACGAUGACGAGAGCGUGCUACACUCCUGAUGGCUCCAUGAUCGUCGCGGGGGAUGAUAUGGGCACUGUGACCCUUUUCGACAAUAAGGGACAUACAAAUAUGAAAAGGCGACAGUCAGUUUUCGAACAAGUAAGAGGUCGAAAAGUAAGACCGAAGAAAAUUGUCACAGAUGGAUUGUAUCGGCUCGACCAUCAGUCUUUCCAAGACUUUCCCCAAAGAUCUGGCCGACCAACUUGCUCAAGUUUGGAUAUGGAGGAAAAGCUGAUGCUCUUUGGUUCUGAUGAAGGAGAGAUCGACAUAGUUGACACGAAUCUUCUGAGUUAUCAGGGAGCGAAACCGAUUGCUUCGAAGAGAAUAAAAAACAUGCCAUGCAUUAACGAAAUAGAAUGGUUUCCUGAAGACCAGUCGCUCUUUUUGACCCUGACUAAUGAUAAAUUGCGAGUGUGGGAUACUGCAAAUUUAGUCGUUGGAGCAAGCAAAGAAAGAAGAUACCUUGCUAGCGCUUUCAGACCCGAUGGAAAAUUAAUUGCGCUGGUGACGAAAAAGGGAAAAGUCCGUCUUUACGAUUUGAGAAUCGGAAGCGAUCGGAAAGAAAUCGCUGAUCCUGCAAUGAAGAACGCAAAAUGCCUUGCCUGGGCUACAAAGAGGCAAAUCGCAGUCGGCUGCGAGGGAGAGUAUUCUGAUUCAGUUUCUGUUCACACGUACGAUACUCGAUUUGACCAACGACCUCUUGUCACGUGGAAUAGUCAGAAAUCGGGAGAAGGGGGGAUUUCGAAGCUUCAGUGGGGGCCUCAAAGAUCUUGCUUGUUCGCUGGAAUCACCAAGUAUAUCGACAAGGAGGGGAUGAGGGAGAAAGUGCCAGUUCCAUCCGUUUAUGUUUUAUCACAAAACGAGCUCGUUCCCAUCACUGAAUACUAUCAUGAGAAUACAAUCGUUAGCGCAAACUCCUCAGGAUUAACAAAUGGGGAGAAUCAUUAUGUCAACUUCAAAUUCGUCGAUUUUCAAAAUCUUCUGAUUGCGGAUCACCAUGACAUUUACGUCUACGACACGACCACAAACUUGAUCAAACAGGGGCUAUCGUUUCACUGCGAAUGGAUAAACGGCUUCGAAAAUGUUGUUGAGGAAAUGAAUUUGCGGCUUCUUGCAUCCAUUUGCGCCCUUCAGUUGGUUGCUGCCUAUCUUUUCUUGUCUGGGUUCUUGCUUCGUCGAGUCGAGCUCUCCAACCGUUCAGAGUGUCUGCCCAAUUCCCCCGAUGUCUGUACUCUCCCCCGCUCUUAUUCCCGCAUUCUGGUGCUGCUAGUCGACGCCUUCCGCUAUGACUUUGCUGUGUUCGACGAGGAUGUCGAUGAAACAUCCCUUCCGCCAUUCAAAAACCGAAUGCCCAAACUUCAUUCUCUGCUCCAACAUUCCGACAAUUCCCGCCUAUUUAAAAUUUAUGCCGAUCCACCCACUACCACAAUGCAGCGCAUAAAGGCAAUCACCACUGGCUCGUUUCCUACCUUUGUUGAAGGCAAGGCUUCAAAAGUUUUGAAUCAAAACACAUGGUCAAACUUUGGCGCCGAUGAAAUCAUGGAAGACAAUCUUAUAUCGAGCUUGAAAACGGCGAAAAGAGAGACAGUUUUUGUUGGCGAUGAUACCUGGAAAAUGCUCUAUCCAGAGAAAUUUCUCAGAAGCUAUUUUUAUCCCUCCCUGGACGUUUCUGAUUUGGAUACAGUCGAUUUCGGAGUCUACGAAAAAGUCCCAGAGGAACUCAAAAAGAACGACUGGGAUUUGUUGAUCGGCCAUCUUCUUGGUGUCGAUCAUUGCGGGCAUACUUUCGGUCCAUAUACUGAUCAUAUUAAACAUAAACUCACGGAAAUCGACGAGUUUAUUUACAAUAUGACAGAAAAAAUCGACGAAGAGACGUUGUUACUAGCCUUUGGUGAUCAUGGAAUGACUGUCACUGGCGAUCAUGGAGGAGAAUCCUCAGAUGAAACUGAUGCAGCUCUCUUUGCUUUUUCCAAGCGUGGAUUCCUUCCGUCCAGAACCGAGCCACGAAUAAACCAAAUCGAUCUCACAUCGACGAUCACUCUCCUUCUUGAUGCACCCAUCCCCUUUGGAUCUCUUGGAACGCCAAUCACCGAGCUAUUCAACGCUGGCUCAGAAUUCCAAGAAUACCUAAUCCUCCAGAAAGCCUACCACCAAACCCUUCAGUAUCUCAAUGAGUACUCGAACAUUCAGUCGAAUUUUCUCUCCCUCUUUGGAAUCACUGAAGACGAUUUUAAACCCGAACAGUUCUGGUGCUACGAAGAAGGAAGAAAAGUAACGUCAGUCUCUGUCGUUAGCACCUCGAUUUUGAUCGCUGCAUUGCCGAUUGCCUUUUUGAUCAUCAAGUAUUGGUCUAAAAUUGGGCAUUCGUAUAUCGAGCGUUAUUUCAAAUCAGCGCUUAUUCCUAUCUUUCUCACUUUGUGGAUCAGCUGGCUGCUACCUGCCCUUCCAUCAGAUUAUCUAGCCAAAUUUGAUGGAGUCAAGAAAGCCGAUCUAGACUGGCUACAAGUCUCCUGUUCCAGAUUCGCUCUCUUCGCCAGUCUUCUUGGGCUCGUCUGGUCUCUCUUCGACGUACCGGUCAUAAUCCGAAAGACCGGAACCAGAAUGUCUUCAAAUCAAAGUGGAAUCACUAUGAGAGUGGAUGCUGGUAGAUUUGAGAUUCAUGGACUCUUGGAUGCGCAAGAGCGCCAACGUUAUAUUCUGAUGCUAUCUUUAUUCGUUUUGUGGACCGUACUUCUAGGCCCUGGACUGAGCAUCGCCGGGACCUUCUUUUUCACUGACCUAAUAAUUUCCGAACAUCGCCACAAAUCUCUUCAAACUCCUCACUCUUCACUCGAAACGACGCGCCUUUGGCUCCUUGCAAACUUCUACUUUUUUGCCACUGGCAACACUACGACUUUCAGUGGAGUCCCGUUCAAUGUGGCCGGCAUCGGGCUCAUCAGCUGGCCGACUUUGGUCAUUCCCGGCUUUUUAGUUUUAUUUAAUUAUAUUGGAUCCUAUCUCUUCAUCCUUGCCUACCUCACUAGAAUGUCCGGACUAGUCCCCUGUGGAAUUUGUGGCCGGAAAUUCGCCGAGGAACGACUCGCAAAGCACUCGAACAUUUGCGAGAAGAACGCAAAGAAAGCGCCACGAAAAGCUUUCAAUGUUCAGAAGCAGCGUGUCGAAGGCACGGACAUCAACUACAACGAGCUCAAACGGAAUGAGAAAAAGGCGCCAACAGUGAAGGAGAUUCGUGCUACGAAUAGGAAAAAUAACUGGAGAGAAAAGCACAACGAGCUUGUUUCAAACAUCCGAGCAGCGCGAGGAGAGGAUCCUCUUCCAGCGGAUCCUUACGGCGGCGGUUCGUAUGGUGGAAAUUCUUAUGCAGCGCCACAGCAAGACCGAUAUCAGCCCGCUCCGAGGCAAUCAUCGCGAUACCAACCUCCGCCGCGAAAUUCCCGAACACAACCAGCUGCACGGCAGUCAACCAAGUCCAGAUACCAGCCAGACCAAUACGAUUACGACGACAACGCUUACGGAAACAGCUACGCAACUCAUCAACCGACUGGAGCUCCUGGAAGGCCACCACCAAAGGCAGGCCAAAUUCAGUGCCCUACAUGCCAGAGAAACUUCUCCGAAGAGUCUGGAGAACGCCACAUUCCAUUCUGCGCUGAACAAGCGAAGAAGAAAGCGUUCAAAGACAAGAACAAAAAUCUCGCGGCUCAAAAACAACUCGCCCGAACAAGUUACAAGCCACCAAAGCCCAAGUCCACUUCUGCAUCCUCUCCCAAUAUCAAGAUGGCUCGAUCAAGUGGGUACGGUCCAUCUGGUGGAUACUCUGUCACCCAGAAGACGUCGAUGCCUGAAUCAAAUCGAUACGGCUACGGCCAGACCAAAUAUGAUCAAUUUCUUGAAGAUUCUGUCGCAGCAAAUCCACGAGUGCCUUCUGCCGGACGCAGAUCUGUCCCUUCUAAAGCGAGCAUUCUUGCCGCCUCCAACAAAAAGUAA